GUCGCUUGCAGUAGAAUUCUCAACCACCAUAAGAUCGUAAUGAACAUAUCAUCUUCAUAGUUACAUAUAGAGACUUCCAUUCCAGGCAUCGAUCGUAAUUUAAUAUUUGUUUGAGUUCUGAAACUAGACGUUCCUGGGAUUGAUUUUUUUUCCCCUCCUAAACUCAACAUGGGCAGAGAGUAUAUUAUGCAUCUGUAGCUCUUUGUUUUGUUUUGGUACGUAUGUAGUUACAGAGUGAGAUUCAAAUUACCAAACACCAAAUACUUAAUAAAUUGUGGAGUUUUAGAUAGAUGAGGAGGUCAGUCCACAUUUUUGGAAAAUGAAUUGCGAAGCAGUCGUGAGCGGAAAGAAAGCUGUUGCAAGCAGAAGAAGAAAAGGGAAACCGUGUUGCAAAGGGUUAGGGGCUGUGUGGUAGAUGUGGAAGCAGAAGGGGGGCUGGAGAGGGGAGGCCUACUACUCACACCUUAGGCUUAGGAUAGUCAGUUGCCCUAUUACUGCUAAAUACUACUGCUACCUGUCCUGUCCUGCUAACAUCCGUAGCACUGCAGGAGGUGCCCGCCGCUUCGUCCAACAUCAUAUAUUUCAGAUUCCAUGUCUGGAAUUGCUCAUCCGAGUAACAUCUAGCAAAGAUUUCUCAUUUACUCUGCACGCCUAAUUGUUAAGGAUUAGAAGAAGAAGGAGGAGGACAACGUAAAAGAGGAAAACCCAAUUUGUUUGACGAUGAGAGCUAGAGUGGUGGUGUUCCCAAUAAGAGGGAGGAACUGGGCUUUUAGCAGCAGAUCUUCUUCUUCUUCACUCGACUCCCAUUCAUCCUCCUCCUCCUCAUCAUCUCAUACCGCGCCGCCCUCCACAUUCAAGGAGUUAUGGAAUACCAUUUCCUCCCCUCGGCAGAAGCCGCCCUCUCAAUCCAAUGUCGAACUCCUCAUUGAUUUCUUCGCCAACAAGAUGAAUAGAGCUUGGGGUAAGCUGGAAGAAGCUCCCCGGGGGACUUUUAAGAGCAAGAUUCACAGGUUGGGUGUGAAGCUUUUGUCUCGGGUUAAGCCAUCAGAAAUUUUCUUGAAAUCCAUACCUAAGGAGGCUACCCAUGUUGAGAUCACCUAUCCCUCCAGUUUGAAUGCACGACUUGUCCGCAGAAGGAUACGGCAUAUUGCCAUAAGGGGAGCUGUUCUUCACAAGAAGUACUUCUAUGGAUCAGUUACAUUGCUUCCCGCUACAGCAAUAUUAGCAGUCCUACCGUUGCCUAACAUUCCGUUCUUUUGGUUCUUGUUCCGAUCUUAUUCUCACUGGAGAGCUCUCAAGGGAAGUGAGAAACUUCUGCAGCUAGUGUCAGAUGGUUCCACUAAUCAAGAUUCUUCGAUUGAGAAGGAGAACAAAGGACUGCAGGACUCUGAAAAAGGAAAAUUUGAUUCUCUUGGUUCUCCUUGGGUAUUGCAACCUUCUGAUGAGCUUCACAAGCUUCUUCAAGGCAAAGAUGCAGAAAGUGCCAACGAGUCUACUGUAUCAGAAAUAUGCCAGAGAUUUUCAUUAAACACAAAUGAUGUUUUGAAGUACAGGAAUUCAUUGUAGUUCAAGUUUUGCAUCCUUUCUUUUAGUGUUAGUUACAUAUCAGUUCAAAAAGCAAAUUAUAGAUUCACUGCCGUUAAUUUUGCCAAGCUGAAUUGAUUUUUCAAAAUAGAAAAUGGGUCAAAUUUUCUCA
Coffea arabica (coffee) is the source of this 1696-nucleotide messenger RNA. The record is from RefSeq and is a predicted model, not a curated record. NCBI's taxonomy places the organism in Eukaryota, Viridiplantae, Streptophyta, Magnoliopsida, Gentianales, Rubiaceae.